Tachysurus vachellii is the source of this 3990-nucleotide messenger RNA. It is a transcript of the gene snx27a, whose product is annotated as sorting nexin 27a. The transcript has 13 exons. Gene Ontology annotation, molecular function: phosphatidylinositol-3-phosphate binding; protein binding. Gene Ontology annotation, biological process: signal transduction; intracellular protein transport. Lineage: Eukaryota; Metazoa; Chordata; Actinopteri; Siluriformes; Bagridae. The record is from RefSeq and is a predicted model, not a curated record. Gene Ontology annotation, cellular component: early endosome. Bases 31 to 1704 code for a protein of 557 amino acids.
UCCCGUCACACGGCGGCGCGCCGGUGAAACAUGGCGGACGUAGAAGGAGAUGAUGAUCGCGGCGCUCCGACGUGCCCGGUAACGCUGUCCACGGCGUCUCGACACGACUCCGGGGGACAGACCGUGACGGCGGGACCACGUAUCGUUCGGAUUAUUAAAUCGGAGUCGGGCUACGGGUUUAACGUCCGCGGGCAGGUCAGCGAAGGCGGCCAGCUGCGCAGCAUUAACGGGGAGCUGUACGCGCCUCUGCAGCACGUCAGCGCCGUGUUACCCGGGGGGGCGGCACACAGGGCAGGAGUACUGAAAGGAGACCGGAUACUAGAGGUGAAUGGCGUGAGUGUGGAAGGCGCUACACAUAAGCAAGUGGUAGACCUGAUCCGGACAGGAGAGAAAGAGCUGGUGCUCGCUGUUCUGUCUGUUCCACCACAAGAAGUAGAUGGACUGGACUCUGGAGAGGACGGUUCAGCUCCCCUCAGUUAUGACUACAGUGACAAGCAGGCUGUGCCCAUCUCCAUCCCCACCUACAAGCACGUGGAGCAGCACGGAGAAAGAUUUGUUGUAUAUAAUAUCUAUCUAUCUGGCAGACAGCUGUGCUCAAAGCGCUACCGGGAGUUUUCUAUUCUGCACCAGAACAUGAAGAGAGAGUUUGCCUCGUACCCAUUUCCCAAACUCCCAGGGAAAUGGCCUUUCUCUCUCUCUGACCAACAGCUAGAUGCCCGUAGGAGAGGCCUGGAGGAAUACUUGGAGAAAGUGUGUUCAGUGAGGAUCAUUGGAGAGAGUGACAUUAUGCAAGAGUUCCUCUCGGAGUCAGAUGAGAACUAUAACGGUGUAACUGACGUAGAGUUGCGAAUAGCGAUGCCAGAUAAGACCACCAUUUCAGUGAGAGUGCGCAAAAACUGCACCACUGAUCAAGUGUACCAGGCCCUAGUGAUGAAGGUUGGAAUAGACAGCAUCAUGGCCAGUUACUUUGCCCUUUUUGAAGUGAUCAACCACUCCUUUGUUCGUAAGUUGGCCCCUAACGAGUUCCCCCACAAGCUGUAUGUGCAGAACUACACGUCUGCGGUGCCGGGGACCUGUCUGGCGCUGCGGAAGUGGCUUUUCAGCGUAGAAGAGCAAGAGCUUCUCCAGGAAAAUCCUCUAGCUCUCCAUUACUGCUUCCACCAGGCGCAGGACGAUGUGAAGAAGGGAUUCAUCAAAGCAGAGGAAAAGUCCUAUCAGCUUCAGAAGUUAGCGGAGCAGAGAAAGAUGGCUACGUACCUGAAUUUGCUCCGCACAUGUGAGGGCUAUAAUGAAGUAGCGUUUCCCCAUUGCCCAUGUGACUCACGGAGGAGAGGUCAUGUGAUUGCCGCUGUCAGCAUUCACCAUUUCAAACUUCACGCUUGCACUGAGGAUGGCACACUGGAGAACCAGGUUAUAGUUUUCGAAUGGUCUGAGAUGCAGAGGUGGGACACAGACGAGGAGGGAAUGGCUUUCUGCUUUGAAUAUGUACGAGGGGAGAAAAAGCCUCGCUGGGUCAAGAUCUUUACUCCUUAUUUUAACUACAUGCACGAGUGCUUUGAGAGGAUUUUCUAUGAGCUCAGCUGGAGGAAAGAGGUGGAAGAGGAGGCUUCAGACAAAGACAACAAGAAUUGCAAUGAGUACCUCCCUCCACUGGAACAGCAGAAGCGAUGGCACCACCUAGGGAAAGAAAUUGCCACCACUUAGGAAGACCUUUCUCUGGACACCAGCAAAAACUGACCUGGGUGACAAAACUAGAAGAAAAAAAAAAAAAAAAAAAAAAAAAAACAACCACCAGGUUAACAGCCCAGGUACUUCUGUGCUGCAGAGGGCUCUGAGAGGAAUUAUUUCCAGGGUAACACAUUAUAGCUGGUUGUUUCGCUACAGAUGGACAGCACAUAAAAGUAUUGUCAUCUUGGCAUCAGUAGAUAAAGCUCUUUAUAAAUUAAAUUAUAAACAUCACAGCUAAUAAUCAUUUGCAGAACGUCUGCUAGCAGUCCUGGGAACAGGUUCUCAUUUUCCUGUUAUCUGGCCAUUGCUCGGCUCAAGACGCCAUUCAUUAAAGAAGGGCACAUUGUCACCGUUCAUCGUUCAAUCGUCACGAUCGAGUCCUGAGCCUCAAGGCCGCUGUAACUCAUGCCAGCAGAUUUAAAUUUCAAUAGAAAAAGUUUUUAUAGGUUGAUGGACAGCAGUUCAGCUUGAGGAGCUUUAACUAAUAUGGGAAUUGAGGUAACUAAUGUAGGUUUGAGGUUUAGACAUAAAGGUAGUUUAAAAGGUGUCAUGUUACGUCACUAACCCCAAGGAUUAAUCUUGAACAAUGCUUGGAAAGGUGUUUGUUGGCUGUCAGCUGGUUACGUAGGGUUAACUGUGUGUUUCUAAAGGCGAUUAAACAGGCACUGUGUAAAGGUAAGGGCUGUUUGGAGGCUUUAAGCCUGAUGCUUGAGAUUGAACAGCAAAGCUAAACACACUGAGAUUUCAGAUACCUAUUCUAUACUUGUUUCUGGAGAUUUUGGACAGCAGUGUGUAGGAAUGCUGAGCAAUAGGUUGUUGAGGUGAAGUUCUCUCGUCUUCCUAUAGGGGGCAGCAGAACUACAUAUGCACACACAAGGAUCUGUCUUCACUGUAAUGUGUAAGAAUGGAGGGAGAACAAAUCGAGUAGGAACAAUUUUGAUACGUAUUUAAUUUGUGUUCAGCUCUUAACACAGAAUUUGUGUGCUUGUGUGUGUGUGUUUUAACUCUUAAGUGGUUAAAGUUGGAUCUUCCAGACUCCUCAGAGCAGUGAUUCUCUGGGGGUUCAGUAAUCUACCAGAAGCAUGGAAGUGCACACAGUUCAUAUAGGAGUGCAAAAGAGAAGGAGACGGUUAUAAUAGAUACACAAGGUCCGUGUUGCUCUGACGAUUUGCAUCGAGGCCACCUGAAUCACUAGGAAACAGAUGGCAUCAAAGCAAAUAUAUCGCAGGUUGAUUGUAUAUUUAGAAAUUUAAACAAAUGCUUUCUUGAUGAAUAUUUCUAUCCUUCCUUCAUUCCUUCUGUCCUUCCUUCCCUACUUCCUUCCGUCCGUCGCAGCGGUUGGCUGUGACUGUGGGAUUCUGUGUGUUCAGUGUAUAAGUGGGUCAGUAGAUGUGUGUCUGUGCCAUAGUGCUUCCUUCAAAAGAGACAAAAUAGGAACGAACCAGUUCACCAUUCCAAUCCUACUUUAGCUAACCUUGAAAGCUGAUGCUAAAGCUAAUGUCGUUAUACCUGCUCUACCUGUGCGUGCUCACACGUCUUCGUCCGUAAACGUCCCACCGUUUGGCAGCACACGACGUCAGCGUCGAUUCCAGACUGAACGAGGAAAAACAAACACAAUAAUAGACAUAUAUUUCACAUGUUGAAUGUAUUGUCUGUUUGUUUUUUUUUUUUAGCAACCAUAGGGUUAGCUGGUUAUUUUGUGGUGUUUGUUGUGCGUUUAUCGUACUGUUAACCAGCGCUACACAAAGUAGGCUGUAUGUUUGUGUUCAUCCCAAACAUCUAAAAAUAAUAUGAACGUACUAGAAUGUAUUUGCAAGGCAAAUGGUUUCCUUUUCCUCGUGUAGAGUAAAAUUUUGCAGCUGAAAUGUGACAGAUACAAAGGGACCACAGCAGGCUGAUAAUAAUGAAAGUUCAUUUUUAGAUCAUAUAUAUAUAUGUUUUGGUUCUGUUUUAUUUCUCCCCCUCAGUUGCAUGACAUGUUGGAGGGUUUUGUCAGGUGAUGCGCUGGUCUGAAAAUGCAUUUGUCUUUGUGUGUUUUUCUUGUAAGUGUACUGCUUAUGUGUCCUUUUGACAAAGCAUUCACUGUCACCUUUGACUGAAAUGAUUAAUUUAUUAUUUCCUUUUCAGUCAGCGAUAAUGAAGCCUAUUUGUGGUAGGCGAUUAACUUGAGGGCUUGAAGGGGAAGGGAUUUAAUUUAUAAGUGGAAAUGGAGAAACAGUAAUGCUUUAUUUCAUAUAGCUUCAUAAAAACAGCAAAACAAAA